Messenger RNA from Hyaloperonospora brassicae, 858 nucleotides. Lineage: Eukaryota; Oomycota; Peronosporomycetes; Peronosporales; Peronosporaceae. The record is from the annotation of a GenBank genome assembly.
AUGAAGACCGUCAUUUUCGUCGCGGCUGCCAUCGCGGCUAGCGCCUCAUAUGUUUCCGCCGGUGUCGCCAUGAGCCCCACUUGGGGGUAUCGCGCUAAGGACAAGACCAUGGUGCACACCUCGACGUGGAAAACCAACUGGCCAGCAUGCGGUGGCACGCAUCAGUCUCCCAUUGACAUCGACACGACUCCCAGGUCUCGCAGAUCGAGGACGUUACCACUCGAGUUUCACGGACGCUGCCCCACGUACAACCUGACGGAUCCCCACGAACCGCUCGAGGUGGACGUUGCAGGAGGCGACUGUGGUGUUACGCUGCAAGGUGAGGAGUACAGCAUGAAGCAAUUCCACCUCCAUACUCCUUCGGAGCACACUAUCAACGGAGUCCAUCUGGACGGCGAGAUCCACUUCGUACACGCGACGAGUGACAGCGAGGCGCUGCUAGUGGUGGGAAUCUUCCUCAAGGUUGGCCCUGUUACGGACGAGUGGCUAAAGCCCGUUCUAGACGCGUUGGAGCUGGUCAACAGCACCACAACUAAGACCGAUGCCCUUGUCGUCGAUCUAAACUCCUACUUUGAAUUGGUGAGGAAGGCCGCGGUGAUAGGUGGUGUCUACAACUACGCUGGCAGUCUGACGACUCCUGGGUGUGAAGAAAAUGCUGACUGGUGGGUGGUGGAGAACCCGAUCAGGAUCUCCGCCAUUGACUUUGGCCGUCUUCACCAGGACCUGGUUGAGUACCACAUCACGGACGACGGCGACAACGCUCGCUCGGUGCAGCCUCUGAAUGACCGUGUAGUCACCCGCUACCGAUACAGAUCCUCGAAGAAACGCAACACUUCGGUCAACUUUUCGCCACUGUAA